Molecule: messenger RNA, 3253 nt
Organism: Canariomyces notabilis
Lineage: Eukaryota; Fungi; Ascomycota; Sordariomycetes; Sordariales; Chaetomiaceae
Exons: 5
Coding region: 97-3024 (975 amino acids)
Biological process (GO): positive regulation of transcription by RNA polymerase II; DNA-templated transcription
Cellular component (GO): nucleus
Molecular function (GO): sequence-specific DNA binding; zinc ion binding; DNA-binding transcription factor activity, RNA polymerase II-specific
Source: RefSeq, a predicted model, not a curated record
ACUUGAAGUUGCUCAAUGACCCUAUCGCCCUGCGCUGGAGCAUCCAACUCGGCAGAUUCACCCGCCACCAUCCCAUAGGCCCUUGUCACCGGGGGUAUGCUCGAUAUGUCCGAUGACGAAUCUGUGGGCAUGUCGCCAGAGGAACAUGGCUCGCCGUCUGAGAGUGUCAAGUCCUCGGCGCAGGCCUUCAGCAAGGACGGGUUCGAGGAUGUUUCUGGUGCGCAAGGCGAAUCUGCGGAUGCCCCGAGCAUGCCUAUGCAGAAACGCCGCAGGGUGACGAGAGCAUGCGAUGAAUGCCGCCGGAAGAAAAUCAAGUGUGAUGGGAAGCAACCGUGUACACACUGCUCCGUGUAUAGCUAUGAAUGCACGUACGACAAGCCGUCCAACAGGCGGAGAAAUCCAGCCCCGCAGUACAUCGAAGCCUUGGAAGCGAAGCUGCAGCGAGCCGAGACUCUUCUGCGCAAGUUCAUGCCGGAUGUUGACCUCAGCGACCCAAAUCUGGACCCGGCAGUCCAGCAAGAGUUCCGCAUCAGAGAGCAGGCGAGAGCCCGGGCGAUGGAGCCAAAGCCCGAGGCAGCCAAGGAGCAGCAAGACAAGCAAGAUGCGCAAAUCAUGUCCAUGAUCGAGAGCAUUGGCCAGCUCGAGCUCAGGGAAGGCGGGGAAUGGGACUUUUACGGCAACUCGUCGGGCGCCGUCUUCCUUAGACGCAUGAAGGAGCAUUUCAAAGGCCUGUUGGCUAACGAGUACCGCAUCCCUUUCUUGCCGAGACCCGCCCUACCAACCGGCAUGUUCAGUCUCGACUCGCCCAGAUCGAGCGCCGGCUCGCCAUGGGACGCUCCAGUCCUGCCGAACAUCUAUGACCUUCCGCCCUUGGACAAGGUCCGCACGCUCUGCUAUUACUCUCUGGACUGUGCCACGUGUCUUAUGCGCGUGGUGCAUCAGCCUUCCUUUUACGCAAAGGUCGACAGACUGUACGCGAGCCCUCAAGAAUCAUGGGGCAACGAGGAACACAGGUUUCUAGGUCUCCUGUACUCGAUCAUGGCCCUCGGCUGUGUAUACAAUGUUGCACAGGAGUCAUCGGAACCGUCAGCGACGUACAAGUCUGCAGUGGAAGAAGGCAUGAAGUACUACACAGCCGCUCGACUGAUCCUUCAAGAUGUUGCCGAGUGUCGGGACAUGGCUUCUUUACAAGGGCUCUUGUAUAUGAUACUAUUUCUGCAGGCCACAUCAAACAUCAGCGGCUGCUAUGCGUUUCUGGGUAUCGCUCUUCGAUCCUGUCUGAGGAUGGGUCUGCAUCGCCAUCUAUCUCACGCCAAAAUCACACCAAUCGAGGAUGAGACUAGGCGCCGGACAUUCCAUACCAUCCGUCAAAUGGACUUCUACGUGUCAGCCAUCUUAGGGUUUCCCCUCCUGCUCCACGAUGAGGAUAUAGACCAGCCCCUGCCCACCGAGGUCGACGAUGAAUACAUCACGGAAGACGCCAUCCUUACACCCCCUCCCGGCACACCAUCCUUUUUCCAAGCCUUCAAUGCGCACACCAAGCUCAUGGGGAUCCUUGCCAGGGUAGUGAGAGAGAUAUACCCGCUCAAGAGGUUGGGCGAGGUUACAAAGGAAGGCGGGUCAAAUGCGACCUUUAUGAUCAGCUAUUCUCGGAUUCAAGAAAUCGAAAGAGAACUUCAAGAAUGGUCUGAGCAACUUCCCAUUCACUGGCGGCCGAGUCCUGACGGCCCCAUUGAAGUUGUCCGCGUCCGGACACUCCUGAGGUUUGGAUACGCACAUGUCCAGAUGAUGCUCUACAGGCCGUUCCUUCACUACAUCUCGCCGCGCUUGACGGCUGGAAAGAAGAUAGAUGACCGUUACUACAAUUGCGCAGCCGCAGGAAUUAGCGUCUCUCGCAACAUCGUCCACAUUGGCAUCGAAAUACAAAAGCAAGCGGUUCUGAUUGGACCCUAUUGGUUCAUUCUGUACACUGAGUUUUUCGCCAUCCUUUCGCUCAUAUUCUAUGUUCUUGAAAAUCCCGACAAGCCAGGGUCUUCUGAGAUAUUGGCGGACGCCAGAGCAGGCAGGGAAGUCAUCGCGACCCUUGCGGACCGGAGCCUGGCGGCCGACCGUAUUACAAACGCUCUUAAGCUGCCGGAACGCUUGAAAAACUCUACGGCCCGACCAACACCAACCAAGAAGCGAUCAGCUCCAGUUCCGUCUCAGGGACCCAAGACAGGCACCAUGCCAUUGCCGAGUCGUCCUAGCCUGCAGGACGCGGUGCCACAACGUAGGUCGGACGAGAUGGUUCGCCCGCAGGUCGGGCUACACAGGCAAGAACCGCGAGGCCCUCCUCAGAGGACCGCGUCUUUCGACACGGUGAGAUUCCAUCACGGCAGUCUGGCGGAACAAAGCUUUACAAACUUUCAGGACCUUUUCCCCAUGGACAUGACUGUACCGGGAAUCAGUCCAGAGCCUUCUAGCGCGCAAGGCGGGGCUGUUCACGGGCAUGCUCAAGGUUUCCAGCAGGGCCAACAGCCCGGUGUGCCAAUCAGCUCACUGUACAAGCUGAACGCUAUGAUGUUCCCAUCGGGAGAUCCCUUCGCCUACCCAAACCAACCGUUGAUGGACCACAGCGGCCAUCAUCCGGGCAGCCAAAUGGCCCAGCCUGGAGUGGGCCAGUCCCCAGGCAUGCAAUUCUACAUGCCGACCAUGUACGAUGGCAUCGAAGGUCAGCUGCUUGAGCCCAUCCCGUCGUACCUCAUUCAUCAAGGUCAGGGUCAGGGGCUAGGCCAGGGCCAGCACGACGGACUAGACCCGGCAGCCCAUAUGUACAACACAUCCAGCAUGCUCGCAAUGCAGUCGGAGCAUGGCAGCCACAGGCACCAACAUCAACAACAUCAGCACCAUCACAUGACGCAACCUCAGCAGCAGCAGCAGCAGCAGCAGCAGCAGCAGCAGCAGCGAGGUAACAUGGAGGAUAUGAUGACUGACGCAAGCUUCCCCGACUGGGAUGAUAUCCUGAGCCACUCGGGCUCUCGGUAGAGGCAUUCCCUCCUAUGGCCUGUGGGAUGGCGGCAUGGAUUACCCAGUUGCCGUUCACAGUUCCAUACGUGGAAAACCUCAUAUACCCCUUUUCUCGGCGUCUAGGCGCCAGGUUUUUGGAGCCGGCAGACGCGAGGGUCGCUCAGUUGGAGGGAACCGGGGCGUUUGGGCCGGAAUUUUUACGAUGUCCGAGUGUGCAGGCUGAACUGGGACAGUAAACGGAGUGCCU